Molecule: messenger RNA, 3104 nt
Organism: Catharus ustulatus (Swainson's thrush)
Lineage: Eukaryota; Metazoa; Chordata; Aves; Passeriformes; Turdidae
Gene: C8H10orf90
Product: chromosome 8 C10orf90 homolog
Exons: 9
Coding region: 360-2225 (621 amino acids)
Biological process (GO): regulation of centriole replication
Cellular component (GO): centriole; cytosol; centrosome
Source: RefSeq, a predicted model, not a curated record
UGCCGGAGCAGAGCAGCUGCUGCUGGAGGGUGAAUAAUUGAUGUGCUGGCAGCUGCUGGCUGUGGCUGUCACAGGCUGUGGCAGGAGCAGGGCACAGCAUCCCGGGGAUGCUCCGGGUACCACCGUGAGCCGCGUUCUGCACCCUGAGCCCGUAGAAAUUCGGGAAUUGCGGGGUGACACCAAAGUGCUGGGACCCCGAUGGUCAGAGGACAUGCACAGCCCUUCAGCAGCAGAGUGCUGUGCAGGGAAAAUCGAGCCCUACCAAGGAGUCUCUGCCUUCCCAGAGCACAGCAUUGAUUUCCCCAGCAAUCCCUGCACAGACUGGAGGGUGAAUCAGAGGAAGCCAGCCCUGUCUGCCCAUGCAGGCUCCGAUCCCCCAGCCCAGAGCUUCUCCCACAAAGCCAUCGUGUGCUGACCACGGCUCAGCCACCAUCAGCAGAACAUUUUUGGUGCUUCCCAGCCGAUUAGAGAUUCAGACAUCCUUAGGAGACACCAUGUCACCAUCGGACUGUCCCAGUGCACACCAGCGUCCCGGCCAGCAGAGAGGCUUUGCCUCCAUCACUGUCACAGCCAGGAGAGUUCCUGUGGGCUCUGCACACCUGGCAGGUGGCCCUGGGGCUGCCCAGGAGCCCCACACCGUGUCCCCAACACCCUGCAGGGUCCCUGCUGUCCCCGAGCGCUGGCCUCCCCCAGCAAGCCAACCUCCUGCAAAGCUUCCCAAGCCUUGCUCAAAAUCAGGUGAAGAGCUCCCAAAGCAUCGUUUUGGCCCUGGAAUCAAGGAGGAUGGUGUGGGUCUUCAAAGCAGUGAUGGGAGGGAGAAAAUUGUCCCUUCGUUCAUCUCCAGUGUCCAGCUCCAGGUGUCUCAGCCGUGUCCAAACACCAUCUAUUAUCUAGACAAGUCACUCCAUGUGUGCAUUGACCAGCCCCGAGCUAAAUGCCAAAAAAUGUACAGAUCCACGUUGUCCUUGAGGCUGAAGUGCAGUUUGUCCGGAUUAACAGCAGAUGGAGUAGAUGGCAUAGCUAAUGGAGAGCCCAUGGAGGAGAGAGCUCCAAGGAAGCUCCCAGGAGCAAAGGGGGCUCCUCUCAGAUCACACCUGAGCACAGACUUUAUGGGAAAUAAGGUAACUGAGAGGGGGAACACAAAGGAAGGACAUUUGGGCAGCAAAUACCCUUUGCAAAGUGUCCUUGCCCCGGGACGUGCAGCAUUUGUGGAUAUUCCCAGAGGACCUCCCAAGGCAGCAGAGGAAGAGGAUGAGCAGCCUGGCAGGCACCACGCUGGGCUUUCCCUCCAAACUCCCAACCCAAGCCAUGAGGCAGGAACACCAAUGCUGUUGGGAAGCAGGAAAAGGAGCAGCACAACAGCCCCUGGCUCCCCUCCAGAUGCAGCCUCCAGAAAAACCAUUGCUGCUGCUACUGAUGGCUCAUCCAGCAGGGCAGAUCCCUCCAAAGACACCUCCAAACCCAAAGAGAUCCAAGCACAGGGUGUCCUGAAACCAAAAAUGUCUGUCUCCAGCAGUGAAUGCAACACAAAGGCGUCAUCGAGAAUCCUCCGGGAGGAAAAUGUUCACGGGCAAGAGCAGCUCCUAAAAUGCAAUUGUGAAUUCCCUGGUUGGAGGGACAGAGCAGAGGAGCUGGAGGCACAGCAGGAGCGGGAGCGAGGCAGGAGGGUGGCACUGGCCAGGGUGGCACUGGCCAGGGUGCCACUGCCCAGGGUGCCACUGCCCAGAGCCUCCUCUCCAGGUGUGACUUGGGAGAAAAACCUGCUCACCUGGCCCCAAGGCAGCUCCCAGCUGGGGAAAACUCCAGCAACCCCAUGGACACUGCGGGAAGCCCUGGAGUUCCACAACCCCCAGUUCAUCUCCCGCUCCCAGAAGAGGCAGAAGAGGCUGCAGCUGAGGGUGCAGCUGAGGAGGGCUCAGCAGAGGGAGGCUCCUCCAGGCACCCCCCGAGCGCUGCCCCGCAAGCUCUCCACGUCCACUGCCAGCAGGAAGAAACAAUUCACCAUCCCUGACCCUCUCAGUGACAACCUCUUCAAACCAAAGGAAAGAGUCAUUCCUGAGAAGGAGAUGCACAUGAGAUCUAAAAGGAUUUAUGACAAUUUACCUGAGGUGAAAAAGAAACAAGAAGAGAAACAGAAGCGAAUCAUCAUCCAGAGUAACAGGCUGCGUGUGGAGAUGUUUAAAAAGCAAUUACUGGACCAGCUCCUUCACAGAAACACGGAGUGACAAAGGAGCCUCUUGCCCAUCAUCCUAAUUGGAUCUUGAAUGCCUUUGACUGCUAGAUAAGCCAUAAAAUUAACUGUUAUCUCAAUUACCUGGAGGUAUUUUUUCUUAUCUUUGGCUCUUUGUAUAAAGAAAGAUCAUUUAUGUUUCAAUCGAAAUUUUAAGGCAAUUUUCAAGUAAUCAAAAACAGCCUAAAAGGGAGCACAGCUGUUGCAGAGCAUCACCUUUUGGUCAGUUUACCCAGAGGAAAUAAUUUUAAGAAUUUUUGAUGCAAAUACUGAAUUACAGGGGUAUUAUUUAUCUUAAUCUUUUUUUUUUUUUUUUAAAGUACACUUCUCUGUAGCAAUAGCCCAGUGUUUAUAAGAUGUGGAAAACUUAUUUCUCUGAAGUAUUUUAUUAAUUGAUUUCCUGUGAGUUAAAUCCUUGAAGAAAACUGUUAUUUGUUAUGUUUAGGAACCAGUUGAAAUAGCAUUACCACAUCAUCAGAGCCACAGCAGUUUCACAUUAAUGCUUAACAUUCCAAAAGGGACCAAUAUUUCAGCUUUCUGAAGAGCUCCAUUCCUGUUCAUGGAGUGAAACUACCUAGCAAGCUCUCCCACUAAAACACAAUAUUUAAGUAUUUGUUUAUAACAUUUUUUCACGUUUUUCAUUGUAACUUGCGUUUUACUCCACUUCUGUGAGCACAAAGUGUUUCUAGAAAUGGCAGAUGAAGGAGUGGUGCCAAGAAGGAUGUUUGCAUCAAAACUUGCAGAACUCAAACCAGCUGUCAUGUUUCCUCCAAAAAAAUAUUUAAAUCUUUAUUUGUACAUGUUGGAAGUAAAAACAAGCAGCUCACAAAGCAAUGGAGUUUAUUUAUGGAAUAAAGCAUGAGGAUAAUAUUGA